CUAGCUGCUGAAUUUAGGCAGCCAAACCGGGCUGCGCCAUUGUAUGAGACGGACGGGAUAUACGCAUUUUUUCACGUUAAGAGGCCUUUUGGGCUUCCGGAAGCGACUUGGAGUUAAACAUUAGAGUGUCUACUAUACAAUGACAAUCAUAUUGUUCCUCGUAGACACUAGUGCGUCUAUGAAUCAACGCACUUACUUGGGAACAUCUCUGAUCGACAUUGCUAAGGGUUCAGUUGAGAAUUUUAUGAAGAUCCGUGGUCGUGACCCAAACAGUCGUUGGGACAGGUACAUGCUCUUGACUUUGGAUCAUCCCCCGUCAAACAUCAAGGCUGGCUGGAAAGAGAGUCAUGCAACAUUUACCUCAGAGUUGAAAAAUCUUAGCGCAGGAGGUGUGACAACGCUUGGCAAUGCCUUGAAGAGCUGUUUUGAUCUGCUCAAUGUGAACAGAAUGCAGUCUGGAAUCGACACUUAUGGACAGGGUAGAUGUCCACACUUUCUUGAGCCAGCUGUGAUAAUCGUUCUGACAGAUAGCGGCAAACUAACUGCGUCUACUGGUGUUCAGCCGGAGUUGAACAUCCCUAUGAACACAUCUUGUGUACCUGGCCAUGAACUAACGAAAGAGCCAUUCCGAUGGGACCAGAGGAUAUUUGGGCUGGUGAUGCGGAUCCCUGGAAGUGUGCCAAUAGAUCUGAGUUGUAACACAUUCAUUCCUCCAGCCGAUAACCAUCCUGUAGACAUCAUGUGUGAAGUCACUGGAGGUCGGUCAUAUGCAGUUUAUAACCAGAAGAUGCUAAAUGCUGCCAUAGACAGCCUCGUAUCGAAAGUCCAGAAUGGCGUUGUCAUACAGUUUGAAAAGAUUGGGCCUGACCCACCUCCACUGCUCCCUGAUGGAAUAAAGAUGGAAAAUGGCCUUAGUAUUGAUAUGAAAGAAAACUUAAGCAUGAAUGGCCAGAUAGUGAAGAUGGAAGAUGAGGUUAUCAAGGUGGCACCCACUGCCCCGCUCCCCUCCCAGUUGCCCGGGAACACAAGCUGGCAUAACCUGCGCAGGCUUGUCAUGGUACCCAGGUCUGCACAGAAAGGCUACUCUGUUGGUCAUUGGCCCAUUCCAGAGCCAUUUUGGCCGGAUAAUACCAAUCAAACUUUACCUCCACGUUCAGCGCACCCCAAUGUUCAGUUCUCAUGUGCGCCAUGUGAGCCAUUGGUUAUUGACAACUUGCCGUUUGACAAGUACGAGCUUGAGCCCUCGCCACUAACACAGUUUAUACUAGAGAGACGGCAAGCUAAUGCCUGCUGGCAGGUGUUUAUCAGUAAUAGUGCCAAAUACAGCGAGUUGGGACAUCCGUUUGGCUACCUCAAGGCAAGCAGUACCCUGAGCUCCGUGAACCUGUUUGUGAUGCCUUAUAAUUACCCAGUACUCCUUCCUUUAUUAGAUGAGCUGUUCAAGGUUCACAAGUUGAAGCCAAGUCCUCAGUGGCGACAACGCUUCGACAACUAUUUGAAAACUAUGCCCGGAUACUAUGCACAGCCGUUAAAGCGGGCGCUGGCCAGGAUGGGAGCUCACAACCUGGUACCAGAUAACAUGGACAACUGUCUGUCUUACAGCGUAAUUACCUACCUCAAGAAACUCAAAAACCUGGGCAAGAUGGAGAUGGAUCGUCUUGUGGCCUCUGUUGGCUCCAAGGCUCCACCACACGAGGGUAUCAAGGUCUGCUCCAGAACAAAAACCUCAGUGCUACAGAGGAAGGACUUCAGCCAGCUACUUAAGAAUGUUGGCGGCAAUUUAUCCAGUUUAAAACAGGAGCUGACAGAUUAUAACACCUUCACUAUAGCCGUCCCAGACAAGGACAUUAAGCCCCAACAGUUUAGAAAUCCGUAUGACAUUCCCAGACAGAAUCUCUUAGAUCAGAUAGCGCGGAUGAGAACCAACUUUCUACAGACCGCUUAUAGCAGCAAAACAAAGUUGUCAGAUACAGAUGAGUUGCACAGUGUGCCGAUUGGUCAGAUGGGCAACUACCAGGAAUAUCUGAAGAAGGUAAACCUGGAGUCCCCUGCCCUCCGGCCCCUCGAGAACACGCCCACCAGGGUCCACAUGUUCGGAAACCCUUUCAAGGUCAACAAGAACAUAAUGGUGGAUGAGGCAGAGGAUUCCAUGUUAACAGGCCAGCAGUCGCAGAAGAAGCGGCCCGCCGAGAGCCCGCCAAGCUCGCCAGGGCCAAGCAGGAAACGAAAACCAGGUCCCCUUCCAAAGGACUUCAUAUUAACGCGAAAGAGGCCUCCAGGUAGACUAAAGGAGGAGGAUGGGCCUCCACUGUCACCAAUAUCAGAGAUGUCUGAACCUGAGUCAGAAUCGGAGAGUGAUUUUGAAGUGAAAAUCAAAAUAGAACCAGUGGAGGAAAACCAUAUCAAUGAAAACUCAUAUGACUCAGAAUUGACCAAUCAUAUCAAAGUGGAGGAAAAUGGGCGGAGCAGCCCAGAGUAUUCAACCCAUGAUAUUAAACCGGCUAUAAAUAGAAAGAAUAACAGAGUGAAUAACAAAAAAGACGCCGGGAAUGGAUGGACGGAUAAUUCUCAACUGAGAGCACUCAUUGUUAAGGAGAUCAGGAAACCAGGGAAAAGAUAUGACACAUUGUUUGAACAUAUGAACAGAGUGCAGGGGUCUUUUGAAAUCAGACACGCGUUUGUGCGAGAAAUUAUCCAUGAAGCAGCUAGGUUUAAGAAGAAAUUUCUUAUAGACUUGUUACAACAAUUUGAGACAUCCCUCAUCAAACAUUCCAAGAACAAUAAACACAGAUAAUGUUGGGCUUUCCAUAGAUUUCCCAGCAUUCAUUGUUAUUGUCAUUAUCAUGUCAUCACAAAAUGUGUUCAUUCAUCGAUGACAUCAUCAGUUUCUGUGAUGACAUUUCGUAAUCAUUUUCAUCUUUAUCAUCAAAUACAUCUCACUUGCCCAUGCAACAAAAAUGCAACUGUGAUCUUGUUUGAUUUCUAAGCAAUUCUAUGUAUUUUGUAAUGAUUUGACUGUUAUUUAUGAACACAGUUGUUUUUACAUACAUUGUCUUGGCCGUCAUUAAAACCUUUUUGAUUCACAGUGGUUUCAACAGAUUCACCCAAAAUGUCCUGACUAAAUAAAGCAAUUUAUUCCUUAAGUAGGCAAACAGUCUAAUUAGCUCAUCCGUCAAAGUAAAAGGUCUUGGUAUUUUCAUUUUCAUAUUUUCAUAGUUGUUGACAUAUUUGUGCGAAAAAUGGAACUCGAAAACUGUUAAAAAGAUAUUUAAAUGAAAUUCAACAUAUUCUAUUGAAACUUGGUACACAUUUUGCCAGAGACUGUUAACCAUGGCAUUAAUAAUCAUAGGCUUUCACUUCAUGGUGCUCUUCUUGUGGCAUGUCAGAGUAUUUUCCCACCUAUCUGGUGCACAAGACAACUCAAAAUUGUAGAUUUCACAUCAAAUUUGCAAUUUUCCAAUUUGGGAAAUUUAGAAAAAUGACAAUUGAGUUUGUGUUGGUAUUGUUAAAAUACCAAUCAAAAUGUUCAUUUCCAUUUUCAGGACGUAAGAAAAAUAUAUAUUGGGAUAUAUAUAUAUAGACUAGAUUGCUGUAGGAAAUAGGCCGAUAUUCGUCCCCUACAACAGGGCCGAAAAACCCUGUAUAAUGUUCUCUUGUUGGAUGUUAAUUCACAAAUUGGUCAAAAAAUAUUUAAAUUGACGCUUUGAAACUCUGAUAAAAGUUGAACCACUGCAAACAAACAUGUUUUAUUAGGACGGCCUCCUCUAUUAUGCUUAAUGUGUCAGACUGUGAUAAUGUAAAUAGUUAAGGCAUUGUUUACAUUCAUUGUUUACAUUCAUUGUUUCACCCAUCAGACAUGUGCUUUCCUUGAUCGAAAAUGAACUUUUUAUCAUCACCACAAAUGCUCAAGCUCUAUUUUCUGAUGAGCGUGUUAAUUUUCAAAUCCAUCUAAAAAACACUUGAUUCAAUCUGUCACUUACAUAAUUGCAUGUGUUUAACAUUUUCCAAUACUUUAGGAAAAGUUGUAUUACAUUAACUCGCUAAAUAUACUGUUCAUUUAGAAGUGUUGAAAAGACAAAAUCUUUCUACGGAACCACAAAGGACUGGGCUGAUAUUCACUAAAGUCCUGAGUCUGAGUUCCAGACUCAGGCUCAGAAAAGAAAUUUUUUAAUUGUGUUGUAAAAAUGUAAAUAUAAGAGAAAAAUAUCAGCAUCUGUUACAAAUAAUCUGUUCAACAAUCAGGCACACGCCUGUCAAAAUUAGUCAUAUAGAUAUUUGGAGACAUUUAAGAUUUCAGUUUUCUUAGCCUGAAUCCAACACAGACUCAGGGCGUGAGUUUGAAACUUAACCUCACCAAAGCUUAAAUUAAUUUUGGUGUAAAAAUGCUAAUAUAUGGCUAAGGAUGGUAAUAAAAAUGAUGUAUGUUUUACAAAUAAUCUACAAUAAGGCACACAUCUUGAGACACAAUUAGUUAUAUUAUAGAUAUUUUGAAACAUUUAAGAUAUCAGUUUUCUAAGCUUAUGUCGGCUGAAACUAAUACUAAAGACGUUAGUGAAUACUGCCCUUGGACUUCUCAACAAAUGUUUUCCUUUUUCUUAUGUUUAACCUUAAGGGUUUUAGCUAAUUAUGAGUUAUUUGAGGGUGCUGCACCCUGCCCCUUUUGAAAGCACCCCUCUGCCCUCACGGAACCAGCAUGUGCACCCUUCUGACUUCUUAGAAUUAAAUGCUUAAGGUAAUAAUUGUUUUUUCUUGAAUGUUUAAAAGCUUUUUAUAUGACUAUAUACAUACAAACUUAAUAUAUCUGGCAAUUCGAUAUUUAUAUGAAAAACUACAGAAACAUGUUCAGUAGCCAAAAGUUUAAACAUAAACCCUGUUUAAUGGCACAGUGUAAACGCAGGGUAAAGAUUUAAACCUUAAGCUACUUCAAUAACCAGUAAACACAUUUACAAUUUUUGCAAAAUUUGUAAUAUUCAAGUUUAUCAGACGGAUGAAAUGUGCCCUUUUAACACUUAUCACCCUGUCCCUUUUCUGCAGCACCCUGCCCUUUUCAAAACCUGGCUAAAACCCUAUACUUGUUGGUGGUGUUUAACCUUUAUCACUUGAACUUGAAGUGCUAUAACUUGUGCUAUUUGUAUAAUAAUGCAUGCUCUCUGAACAAAACACUCUGUUUUACCAUGUAUGAGCAGAAAUGUGAUAUCUCAUUUCUCAUUAAUUAUGCGGGAACUUUUGCAGCAUGAGUUGUUCCCAUAGAGCUAUCUAAUGUAAUAAAAUACUUUUAGUGAUCAUCAAAUAAAACGAUAAUAAAGGUCGUUACGGCUUUUCUAUGACACAACUCGUGCUGCGUAUCUUUCUGCAUUUCAUCUUUAUCAUUACAUUGACAGAAUUUUGAAGUUGAUACUAUUUUUGUGUUCACAUUAAUCAGACUGUGAGACUGUUAAAUUAUUAUUACAUUCUUGAAGCAAGCUUGUCAUAGCCUUCAUGAUGUUGCGCAGAAACUUGGUAUAAGGCUCCUUGGGCCCCAUUUCAUUGAAUCGUUUCUAUUUUAGUCAUCGCUUCAAUGACCAAACUGUUUUUUUUCUUUACCGGUACUCAACUUGGUGAUUUAAUGGCUGAAUUUCAGGUUCAACAAAUGUGUGGCAUAAGAAAGAAUAGAGAAUUUUCAAUUUUAAUUUAGAACUAAAAACUUAACAUCCCUGAGUCCUGUUUUAUUGAAGGACAUUUGUCAAAAUUUGAAAAAUUGUGAAUCUCUAGAACACCACAAAUUGCAACAAGUUGAUUUUAUUUCUUUUCCUCAACUUUUUAUUCAUCCUUAAUGUGAGCGUCAGUUUGAUUCGAACGAAAAUAUAACUAAGAUCAUUCUUAAUUAAAUUUAUGACUAAGAUUAACUAAGAAGUGCACAGAAGCACCCCCACCCCCAAUUUUUACUGCCAUACCUCUGGAUAAAAUAUUGGAGUUAUGUCCCCUUGAUCAACUGUAAAUGGACAAGUGUUGGCAGCUAAGGUGUUUUUAAUAGUGCUAUUAAAUCAGAAACUCAAAUUUCAAUAGAAAUGACUUCAAAAUUCUGUUAUACAUGUAUCUUAGGGAAUCUCUGUUAAUAUGUGCAGCUGUUUAAGUUAUUCUUGCAAAAAUAAAACCAAAAAUAUU
Molecule: messenger RNA, 6144 nt
Organism: Mya arenaria
Lineage: Eukaryota; Metazoa; Mollusca; Bivalvia; Myida; Myidae
Product: integrator complex subunit 6-like
Exons: 19
Coding region: 140-2794 (884 amino acids)
Biological process (GO): snRNA 3'-end processing
Cellular component (GO): integrator complex
Source: RefSeq, a predicted model, not a curated record